AUGCUUCUUAGCUCGACUCCACAAGAACAACAGACCAGUCAAGUCAUGAGGAGAAGUUCAAGCAAUCCCUCCCUCAUGGAAAAAGAGAAAAUGAAGCAACCGCAGUCCGUCAGCACUAAGGAUAUCUUCAAGAAGAGCAUGCAGAUGCUCUAUGUGAACCCUGAAGGAAGUCACAUCGAGGGAGUGGAGCCUCACGUCAAGCUGGAUCUCAUGGUGGGCAUCUCCUGCUUGAGCUUUGCGCUCCUCGCUGUCUUCUACGGGAUGAUGGGCCGAUACGCCAUCUGUGCUGUUGUCUCCGUUGUGACUGUCACCAGCGUUCUCUCCGACGCUGUCUUCCACGGGUGUACGACUCUUGACCUUAUCGAUCGAUAUGUCGCAACAGCAACUGCACUUGUGGUUGGGUACGACUGCUUCCGAUGGAUGUGGGAAAAGCCGGUAGAACUGUCGGUUUGGGUUGUAGCGUUGCCGACACAGGUCUUCCUGUGUAUCGUGCCACUAUGCUUCCUUGCCAAGUCGAGGAGCUGCCUCAUCGGCUCGGAGGAAUGGAGGGCGCCCAUUGUGCCCUCGCUGGGAGGGUGCGGAGCGGCGACUUCAUGGCUGCUGGCAAAGCUGGGGAACGAGGUUGAGCUCGUGACGAACCUAGGGAGAGACACCUUCGGGAUGAUGUCAAAGAGUUGGUUGGAUGCAGCAGGGGUGAAGGUCGCUCCAAGUCAAGCCAACACAGCCGUGAAUGUAAUAAGAACUCGAGGCUCACAACGAAUGUCGUCCUACUACAGGGGCGGAAAGCUUGUUUGGCAAGAAUGCACAAGCUGCAUGCCUUGCGGCUGGUUGUACAUGUCAGGCUACAGCCUUGUCGACUCAGAGGACGUCAAGGACAUGAUGGUGCUUGCUCGGCUGAGAAAGUUUGACAAGAUCGCGCUCGACACCAGCCCAUGGUUUGCAGGCAGGACAUCAGCAGAGGAGAUGCUUCAGCACAUCGAUGUCCUGUUGGGAACGGAAGAGGAGCUCUCUCACUGGACGGGAGGAGGGCAGGGGGAGCAACUUGCCCGAGCCUGCUGCAGGCAUGGCCCAAAACUCGUCGUCGUCAAGCGCGGAGCAAUGGGAGCAGCGUGGGCCACUGCACAUGGAGGAGGAGAAGUCGAGACCGAGACGAUCGAAGGAAGGAGCUCGGUGGGAGCUGGAGACUGCUUCAACGCCAGGCUGCUGCACGGGCUAGCGAGGGGAGAGGAGGCACAAGAAGCUGUGAGAGCGGCUGUCAAGGUUGCGACAGAGUUGGUGCGAGUGGGGAAGGGGAUUGCGGGGAUAGAACAUAACAUUCAACAACUCGUCUAG
Molecule: messenger RNA, 1332 nt
Organism: Guillardia theta CCMP2712
Lineage: Eukaryota; Cryptophyceae; Pyrenomonadales; Geminigeraceae
Exons: 13
Coding region: 1-1332 (443 amino acids)
Source: RefSeq, a predicted model, not a curated record